CUCCUGCGCGUUUCUAAUAACCAAUUUCUUUAUCCAUCCACUAUUUGCAUAGGACUUUCGUCAUUUGUCUUAUUUGAAAUACCUUCGCCGCCCUCUUCACUGACCCACCAGUAUCACUAUCACCGACAAAUAAUGCCUGGUCAAUGUUGAAUGGAGUUUCUUCCCCAUAUGCCUCCAUGACAAGCUACAGCGGACGGUUUUCGACAUCCUCUUCGACCACCAGCCUUUCCUUACAUCCUCAGCGUUGACUCAGGAACGGCCUAUAAUCCAAGCCAGUGUCAGUCGCAAGCGCAAUGGCAGCCCAGGCCACCCCGGUCCUCGACCGAUUCCUGUCAGGGAUUGCCGAUAUCGUUCGGAGUCGCGACGGGGCCAAACUCCAGGACUUUCUGCAGAUCGAACCCCCGCUAUCCGAGAUAUACCAGCAGAUGCUGGUGGAGCUCCGACAGCAGUAUCCUAGCGGCUCACGGAAAGAGGCGGACUUAUUGCGACGAUGCGAAGGGCUGGUCCCGCGCUCGAAAGAUACUAGUAGUUCCUGGAUCGCGUUUCCGACCUUUAUGAAACUCUACUUUACCUUUUUACGCGAUGUGAACGUCGAAAAUUUGCUGGACACGUAUAACCUUCUGAAAGGUCUCCUCAACCAGUGCGUGUUGGCCCUCGGGGACAGCCAGUUCGGUGUGAUCGUCCUACCAACAGUCCUUUACCUCUCGAAAGUCCUAGCAAAACUAGCCAUGGGUUUGGAUAAGCGACCGGAUUUGAUCGCGCAGAUACUGAGGAUGGAGGGCCGCUCCGACCAGGAUGAUAGCGUCGAGAAAGUGACCUUGGUAGAGAAGUCGGCGAAUGUGGUUCGGGAAGCCUUCAUCAAGUGCCUCACCGAUCGCAGCGGUACGCCAGGGCCCACGGGCAAGCCCGAAGGAAAGCGCGUCGGGAUCUACCUCAUGGCCAAUCUGUGUUUGAAACUCCUCUUCCAAUGCGGCAAACUGCGGAAUGCAGAACAGAUGUUCGCCAGUAUCAGCGCCCAAUCUCCUCCGUUGACCUAUUUUCCGGCGUCGCAACGAGUCACCUAUCUCUACUACCUCGGACGAUACCUCUUCUCCAACAAUUUAUUCCACCCCGCUCGCAUCGCCCUCCAAGCGGCAUACAACCAAUGCCACAGGCAGGGCAUCAACCAGAAACGCGUCAUCCUCACCUAUCUCAUCCCGUGUAACAUCAUAAUGGGCCGAUUUCCGUCCUUGAAACUGCUGGGGCUGCCCGAGGCGGAGGGGCUGGCAGAUAAAUUCGUCCCGAUCUGCCGGCUGAUCGUGCGCGGUGACUACAUCGCCUUUCGUGAGCACCUGGCAGGGGGUUCGGAAGUGAGCGAGUGGUUUGCACAGCGCGGCAUCUUACUGGCCGUCCGUAAUCGAUGUGAGAUCCUCGUCUGGCGGUCGCUGGCCCGAAAAGUGUUUAUCCACGGGGGCUUCCAUGGCGAGUUGCAGGGGACGGCCCAACGUGGCCCGCCGCCUUUCCUGUACUUGGCGAAGCUCGAAACCGCUGUCCGGUGGCUUCAGUCGCAACACUCCGGAUCCAAUCGCAAUCUCGCCGUACGGCCACCGGACCAUGAUAUGGAUGCGCGGGCAGGUGACAACCGCGUGGGAUCGCAGCUCAUCUAUAAAUCCUCCGAUCCGGAUUUUGUCGGUGGAAACGCCGCUGAUAGCCCGCUCGACGGUGCGCUGAUGGCCCAGUAUGGCGACUACCUGGCCCCAGACGGGCAUUUCGACGCCCAAGGGCAGUACCACAGUAAUCCCACCCGGGGUCUAGUCGACGGACCACCCAACACGGACUAUCAGGAACACGAGCUGGAUCCUUAUGCGCAGCGGACCGUGGGACAGUCGGCGCUGGGGCAGGACCCGGGGAAGCCGACCACGAUGAUGCGCGAGCUCGAAUCGAUCCUCGCCUCCAUUCUAACCCAAGGGUUGAUGCGCGGCUAUCUCACGCACCGCAACCCUCGUUUCGCCAUUCCGGGCGCGCGACUGCGUGGUGCGUUGCCCACGGGAUUCCCCAACGUGUGGCACACCAUUGCCGCUCGCGAAGCAGACGACGACAGUGUUCCGGGGUGGGUGAAACCCCCGGCUCCGAUGAAGACCAUGGCACCCGCCGCAGCGGGUGGUGGGCGCGUGGUGAAUCUAUCGGGGGCACGGCCAGUAGGCGUACAAUGAUGGAGAAUGAGACAGAUGGUGGCGUCUUG
This is a messenger RNA of Aspergillus candidus, 2221 nucleotides long. RefSeq lists its product as uncharacterized. The transcript is spliced from 3 exons. Gene Ontology annotation, cellular component: transcription export complex 2. Gene Ontology annotation, molecular function: RNA binding; double-stranded DNA binding. Gene Ontology annotation, biological process: poly(A)+ mRNA export from nucleus; transcription elongation by RNA polymerase II; post-transcriptional tethering of RNA polymerase II gene DNA at nuclear periphery. Lineage: Eukaryota; Fungi; Ascomycota; Eurotiomycetes; Eurotiales; Aspergillaceae. The record is from RefSeq and is a predicted model, not a curated record. The coding region runs from base 294 to 2192 and encodes 632 amino acids.